AUGCCAGAUCUCAUCAAAUCACGCUCACUCGACACCUGGAAUCUCUACCUAUCUGCAUAUCCACGCGCUCUACAAGCCAGGAAGCUCGAAGUUUCAUCGAGAUCAAAACAAGGCAAAUCAUACAAUGGUGAUACCCUUAUUGAAGAAGAUGAAUGGCUGUGGAAUACACUACCGGAUAUUGUCAAGAGUCGUGAACCUAUGCAUAUGACUCAGGAAGAGCUAUCCAAGUUGUUGCAUUGGAAGCUUACCCGUGGUGAAUGGCGCAUUGGACUUCAAAGCAAAGCUGAUUCAAACCCAGACUCCAAAGUCAAAGCAGCCACAACACGAUGCAUGGCCCUCCUCGCCAAUGAACCCGACUUGGACGACAUCUUGGAUGCCGUCAACCAACUCUCAAAGAAUGGACAGCCAGACUCUUUGCAAGGCAUUGGACCUGUUGCUGCUUCCGUUCUCGGAACUGUAUGCACCCAAGUCCCAUACCUAAGCGAUGAGCUCAUCACAGCCACAAAUCAUCCCCUGAAAUACACAAUCGCUGAUUGCAAACGAGUCAUUACAUUUGUCCAUAAACUGGUGCAAUCGCUGAAUGCUAAAGGGAUUCCAUUUACUGCAAAGGAGGUUGAGAAGGCGUUGUUUGCUGAACAGGUUGAAAAGAGGGGUCGUAUUCGGGUCUUGGCUGAGGGGAAAGAAGGCGGUAAAGGCCAUGAAGAAGGUGGUGAGGAUACAGAUGAUGAUUCAACAAACAAGACAACGAGUGAUGAUGAAGAUGAAGCAAAGGUUGAAAAGAAACGGGGCAAGAAGAAGCAAGCAUCCUCUGAUACUCGUAAAAAGUCACGUAAAUGA
This is a messenger RNA of Synchytrium microbalum, 837 nucleotides long. RefSeq lists its product as uncharacterized. Lineage: Eukaryota; Fungi; Chytridiomycota; Chytridiomycetes; Synchytriales; Synchytriaceae. The transcript has 4 exons. The record is from RefSeq and is a predicted model, not a curated record. The coding region runs from base 1 to 837 and encodes 278 amino acids.